This is a messenger RNA of Cercospora beticola, 3266 nucleotides long. RefSeq names its product mannose-ethanolamine phosphotransferase MCD4 (gene MCD4). Gene Ontology annotation, cellular component: endoplasmic reticulum membrane. NCBI's taxonomy places the organism in Eukaryota, Fungi, Ascomycota, Dothideomycetes, Mycosphaerellales, Mycosphaerellaceae. Gene Ontology annotation, molecular function: mannose-ethanolamine phosphotransferase activity. The record is from RefSeq and is a predicted model, not a curated record. Gene Ontology annotation, biological process: GPI anchor biosynthetic process.
GCUCGCUCAGUCCCUACUUUCGUAAUCAAUGUGAACAACACAGACGAGCGCGCGAGUCUCAUAACAUGGCGCGACUCGGGCGAGUGGGCUUCCUGGGCGUGGCGGUGGUCUUCCACCUCAUUUACGUCUACUCCAUCUUCGACAUCUACUUCGUCUCGCCCAUUGUGCGUGGCAUGCGAGCGUACCGGGUUGAAGAUCACGAAGCUCCCGCAAAGCGAUUGGUGUUAUAUGUCGGUGAUGGACUCCGCGCCGACAAGGCCUUUCAAUUCUUCCCCGACCCCUCUCGACCCGCCAACGAGUCCGCCUCCCAGGAUGUCGUCCCAAUGGCCCCCUUCCUCCGAUCGCGAGUCCUCGAGCAUGGCACCUUUGGAGUGUCCCACACCCGUGUACCCACCGAAUCGAGACCCGGGCACGUAGCGUUGAUUGCGGGGCUGUAUGAGGAUGUGGCAGCAGUGACGACGGGAUGGAAAUUGAACCCGGUCAACUUCGACAGCGUGUUCAACAGGAGUAGACACACAUGGAGUUGGGGUAGUCCGGACAUCCUUCCCAUGUUCUCCACGGGAGCUGUGCCUGGGCGAGUUGAAGAUGCCACGUACGGCCACGAGUUCGAGGAUUUCAGCAAGGAUGCCACAGAGCUGGAUUAUUGGGUGUUUGAUCGCGUGAAGAAGCUGUUCAAGGAUGCGGAAACAGACCCAGCAUUGAACAACAAGUUGAGACAGGACAAACUGGUCUUCUUCUUGCACUUGCUCGGAUUGGACACUACGGGACACGCAUAUCGACCGUACUCGCAAGAGUAUUUGAGGAACAUUCAGAUCGUUGAUAAAGGAGUCCAGGAAAUUACAGAAGUCAUCAACAACUUCUACGAUGACGAUGAGACAGCCUUCGUCUUUACAGCAGACCAUGGCAUGAGUGACUGGGGCAGCCAUGGCGAUGGACAUCCCGACAACACGAGAACUCCUUUGAUCGCCUGGGGAUCAGGCGUAGCGAAACCGCAGACUGUGAAACAAGGAAAAGCUCCUGGACACGAAGAUGGCUUUUCUAGUGACUGGCGCUUUGACCAUGUGCAGCGACACGACGUUGCUCAGGCUGAUGUUGCGGCGCUCAUGGCCUAUCUUGCUGGACUUGAGUUCCCUGUCAACUCUGUCGGAGAGCUCCCGCUUUCCUUCCUGGAUGCGAGUGACGAAGAAAAAGCCAAAGCCUUGCUAGUGAACGCUAAGGAAAUUCUGGAAAUGUACCACGUCAAAGAGCGGGAAAAGAUGGCAACAGUACUGCGCUACAAGCCGUACUCGGGAUUCGCCGAUGCUGAGCACAGUGUCGAGAAUCGCAUAGCAUCGAUCGAGCAGUUGAUCCGCAGACGUGAGUAUCAAAAAGCUAUCGAUCAAUCUGAUGAACUGAUUCAACUUGGUCUGGCUGGUCUCCGUUACUUGCAAACAUAUGCAUGGCUCUUCCUCAGGACUUUGGUCACAGCAGGCUACCUUGGGUGGAUAGCAUUUGCCUUUACCACCGCCGUCGAUGUGCACAUUCUGGAUGGCAAGGUGGACGUGCAGCGAACUCCGAGUCUCAUCAUCAGCUCCGUAUCGAUCCUGGUUGGUUUGUACAGUCUGCUGGUUUUCCAAGCAUCUCCCAUCACCUACUAUGCUUAUGCGCUCUUCCCUGUCCUGUUCUGGGAGGAAGUCUUUGCGCGUCGCCAGGCAUUAAUCCAAGGCAAGAACAAGCUCUUUGCCAACUUCUCGAAGGGCGAAGUCACUAAGCUGGCAGCCAAUGUGCUGGGCUAUCUAGCUUUGCUCGAAGUCAUGGUGCAAAGCUACUAUCAUCGAGAGAUUUACACCAUUCUCUAUCUGGUCGCUACAGCUUGGCCUCUCCUUUAUGGCACUGACUUCGUCAAAUCCAACGGGCUUCUUUGCACGACGUGGGCGCUCUCGUGUGCAUCCAUGAGCAUUUUCACUCUGCUGCCAGCCAACAAAGUCGAGAGCUCUGGUCUCAUCCUUUUGGGAGGAUUCCUCAUUCUUCUCAUUGGUGUUCUGUACAUUGCCUUCGAACAGAGCUUGCUGGUGCAGAGCUCAACAUCCAAGGAAGACCUCGAAGCGGCAGAAGCAGACUACGUCUCGAGAUUGAUCCUCGGCGCGCAGGUAGGGCUGGUGGCACUUGCUAUGCUUGUAACCAGAUCGAGCGUCGCUUCUCUGCAAGCAAAGACGGGCCUGCCUCUUGGUACGCAGAUCCUUGGGUGGAUUACUUUGGUCACGUCCCUCAUCCUGCCAUUUGCCCACGCGCUCCGACCCCGGAACCACUACCUUCACCGUCUUGCCAUCAUCUUCCUUGCCUUUGGACCGGUGUUCAUCAUUCUCACCAUCUCCUACGAGGGUCUCUUCUAUUUCGCGAUCGCCAUCACUCUCGUCAGCUGGGUGCGACUCGAACACAGAAUACAUCAACGCUUUGGUGGAAGCAGCGCCGACACCACUACAGCGGCAGCCAAAACCUCAUCUAGUGCAUUGGGCGACAGCACACACGCCGCAAGUAACGGUGACGCCUCCCACGCCAACGGUCUGAAGAAGAAAUUGGACGUCACGACUCCACUCGCACCGGCAUUGGACGCAGCGCAACAGCGUGAGAAAGCCGCCCAGACAGGCGAUUACAGGAGUCUCACCCUCUCCGACGCUCGAAUCUGUUUGUUCUUCCUCUUCUUCCUCCAAUCUGGCUUCUACUCCACCGGCAACAUCGCCUCUGUCAGCUCUUUCUCCCUCGACGCCGUCUACCGCCUCAUCCCCGUCUUCGACCCAUUCUCGCAAGGCGCCCUUCUCGUCCUCAAACUCCUCGCUCCUUUCGCCCUCAUCUCCGCGAACUUGGGCAUCUUGACCAGGCGCUUAAAACUCCGAGGCGGAAGUCUUUUCGCCAUCGUUAUGGGCAUCGGCGAUUACUUGACAUUGCGCUUCUUCUGGGAAGUGAGAGAUGAGGGAAGUUGGUUGGAGAUCGGAGAGAGUAUUAGUAUGUUUAUUAUUGCUUCCGUACUUUGCAUUUUUGUUGCGGGCUUGGAGGCUCUUAGUGAGGUUUUCGUUAGAGGGGUGGAGUUUGAUGAUGAUGUCGUGAAGGGGACAAAUUCGAGUAAUGGGACGCUUAAUGGCAAGCCUAAUGGUGUCGUGGCAGCUUCACCGACUGCUGCUAAGAACAAAAAGAACAAGUAGUGGCAACGAUGAGGAAGUGGUUCCCUCGUUGUGAAAAAGAUUUCUUGUACGAAUGGUAUGCACGCGUGUACAGUCUAGGUUACAGAG